[Candida] anglica is the source of this 979-nucleotide messenger RNA. The record is from the annotation of a GenBank genome assembly. Lineage: Eukaryota; Fungi; Ascomycota; Pichiomycetes; Serinales; Debaryomycetaceae.
UCUAGUUUGUUUAGAGCUGUGUAGUUAAUCUGAUAUAGAAGAAUUGACAAUGUCUGUCUUGACUGCAUCUGUGGAGUUCGUCUCUCGUAUUGUGGAGAUGGAGGCUGAACUAGCAAAACCUGUGAUUUUGGGUGUAUGUGGUCCACAGGGAUCGGGGAAAACUUAUCUUUCAGAACAUCUAGAUGAAGAAAUACGUACAAGAUUCCCAAAGCUCAAUUGUGUUAAGUUCUCUAUGGAUGAUUUGUAUUUGACCCAUGAUGAGCAGGCAAAGCUAACAGAAGAAAGUGAGAUGACCAAUAACUUAUUAUUGCAAGGAAGAGGAUUACCAGGAACACAUGAUGUUAAUCUUGGGAUUGAAAUAUUAAAUAAAUUGAAAUAUUGGGACGGAACCCCAGUGGAUAUCCCUAUAUAUGAUAAAUCUGCAUUUUCUGGAGAGGGGGAUAGAACCUCAUCGUUUCAAGUAAGCACUAGACCAGACAUUAUAAUAUUUGAAGGGUGGUUCAAUGGAUUCCAACCAUUGGAUGAAGAUCAAGCCCGGGUCAGAUAUUUGACUUCUAAAGCUACCCAGUCAUGCCUUCAAAAGCACAAGCUUUAUGAUGUAUUAGAUGUGAAUGAAACAUUACAAAGUUAUAAAAAAAUUUGGGAUAUGUUUGAUUACUUUAUAUAUCUUGAUAGUGACUACAAGAAUGUUUAUAAAUGGAGACUUGAGCAAGAACAUGAUUUGAUCGCCAAGAGUGGCAGCGGUAUGACCGAUGAACAAGUUGUCAAGUUCAUUGAUAGAUAUAUCCCUGUGUACGAGCUUUACUAUGAUGAUAUGUGUGAAAAGGGUUGCGUCACCGAGGGACAAAACCUUCGUUUGGUGAUUGGAGAAAAUAGAGAGCUUUUAGUUGUACAAAUUGUUUGAUUAUUCUCUAAAAAUACAAUUAAUGCUAUAAAUGCUGAAUAUAUACAUGUAUAUAUAUGAAAUGUGAGUUUUGAA